AUGGAUGGCUUACACAAGUUGUUGGUGGCUCUGAUUGCAAUCUGCAUUUGUUCUGCAAAUGGCACAAUCGAUAAUACUCCUCCUCUUUCUCCAAAGCUAUACAAAUCUCCUCCUCCACCCACCGAUCCCCCAUCGCCAUUUUCAAAUGUUCCUCAGCUAGUGUGGCCACCCUUUCUGCGUAAGUCUUUUUCAACUCCUCCCCAUAACGUUUACAAAUCCCGUACAACCCUUCCUCGAGAUUAUCCUAUUCCAAUCCACACUCCACCCAAAAAUUCUCCUCCGAAACAUGAGGUGAUGUCAAAUUCCAAGCCACCUACUUCACCUCCUUCUAAGAAACCAAAAGGUCCAUUAUCCCCAACACCCAACUACAAAUCUCCAAAACAUCAGGGGACAUCAAAUUCCAAGCCACCAACUUCUUCUCCUUCUAAGACACCAAAAGCUCCAUCAUCCACACCGCCCAACUACAAACCGCCAACCCCACAUACUGUAUUUAAGCCUCAAUCUUUCCCUGCAAACCCACCUCGAAUUCCACCUUCACCUACUAUAUUUAAGCCUCAACCUCUUCCACCUCCACAUGCGUUAUUCAACAGAGAGCCUGAGGUAUUCUGGAUUGAACCUAAGCCUGGAGACCCACCUCCACAUGCGGUAUUCAACAGAGAGCCUGAUCCUGACGACCCACCUCCACAGUCCAAAUCUGCAGCCUUCACACUACCUCCUCCUCCUUUAUGUUAG
Messenger RNA from Cryptomeria japonica (Japanese cedar), 732 nucleotides. RefSeq names its product extensin-like. The coding region runs from base 1 to 732 and encodes 243 amino acids. The transcript has a single exon. The record is from RefSeq and is a predicted model, not a curated record. Lineage: Eukaryota; Viridiplantae; Streptophyta; Pinopsida; Cupressales; Cupressaceae.